CCAGUUUACAGUGCUCUGUUUCAUCAUUCUCUGCUUACACUGCUCCUCUUCGCAUUUCCCUGUUUUCUUGGACAGAGUGCCGGGAUGAGAAAUUUGCUUGCACCAGACUCUACUCUGUGCAUCGCCCGAUCAAGCAGUGCGUUCACCAGCUGUGCUUCACCAGCUUACGGCGUAUGUACGUCAUCAACAAUGAGAUCUGCUCCCGUCUCGUCUGUAAGGAACAUGAGGUCAUGAAGGAUGAGCUUUGCCGUCAGAUGGCUGGUCUGCCCCCACGGCGACUCCGCCGCUCCAACUACUUCCGGCUUCCUCCCUGCGACAAUGUGAAUUUGCAGAGACCCAGCGGUCUGUGACCAUCAAGGAAGAGGAACGAAUCCAUGGGUGAGAGGAAGCAGAAAUGCCUUCCUCUCCAACCAUCACCAGCUAACUCAUACGCAUUAGUAUUUCUUAAGCCAAUGUCCAGCUUUUGCCUCUACUCCUUAAUUUUUCACCCGGACAGCUAACAUUUAUCUCAUUUUUUUCAAUACUUAAAAUACAACA
This is a messenger RNA of Ochotona princeps (American pika), 537 nucleotides long. It is a transcript of the gene MFAP5, whose product is annotated as microfibril associated protein 5. The transcript has 3 exons. Gene Ontology annotation, cellular component: microfibril. Bases 174 to 350 code for a protein of 58 amino acids. The record is from RefSeq and is a predicted model, not a curated record. Gene Ontology annotation, biological process: embryonic eye morphogenesis. NCBI's taxonomy places the organism in Eukaryota, Metazoa, Chordata, Mammalia, Lagomorpha, Ochotonidae.